Oncorhynchus keta (chum salmon) is the source of this 3220-nucleotide messenger RNA. RefSeq names its product paired box protein Pax-6. The coding region runs from base 485 to 1873 and encodes 462 amino acids. The record is from RefSeq and is a predicted model, not a curated record. Gene Ontology annotation, biological process: regulation of transcription by RNA polymerase II; anatomical structure development. Lineage: Eukaryota; Metazoa; Chordata; Actinopteri; Salmoniformes; Salmonidae. Gene Ontology annotation, molecular function: RNA polymerase II cis-regulatory region sequence-specific DNA binding; DNA-binding transcription factor activity, RNA polymerase II-specific. The transcript has 14 exons.
GGCUAAUUGCUAGUCUGUAUACAGUUACUCGUUUUACUACAUUUUCACACUUACCCGGAAGAAGCUUCCCCUUAAACAGAUAAAUAUAUAUAUUUGCACUUCAACGAGCAUGAUCGUUCAAAAGGAAUUAUUAUUUAUUGCUAUAUUUGAUCCGGAACUUUAAGUGAGUCAAGAAAAACUAAACGUUUCGUGAGUAGAAGAAUGGAGACAACGCAUAUAGCACUCGGAGCGGAUUUACUUUCCCAAAUAAAUCAAUAAUCUAUUGGACGUAUAGGCUAUUGUCUGCAGAGAAAACAACUCGACACACUCAUCAGGGAUUCUGUCUUUCACUGAAGCGGGGAUAUCCCUUCCGUCUCCGCUGAAGAUCACUGGAAAACUAUUGUUUCCUCUUACUGAAAAACCACCACAAUAAGACUGCCCUGCAUUUGUUCUCUUUCUGUGGCACGGAGAACUAUUUGACAAGGACUUUUGACAGCGGCGCAGGAUGCCUCAAAAAGAAUACCACAGCCAAGCCACGUGGGAGUCUGGCGUAGCCUCGAUGAUGCAGAACAAGGUCUAUGACAUCUGUGAUGAAGGUCACAGCGGUGUGAACCAGCUGGGCGGUGUGUUUGUUAACGGUAGACCGCUACCGGACACCACCAGGCAGAAAAUCGUCGAACUUGCUCAUAGUGGCGCGCGGCCGUGCGACAUCUCCAGGAUUCUGCAGACCCAUGAUGACUCAAAAGUCCAAGUGCUGGAAAAUGAAAACGUGUCCAACGGGUGCGUGAGUAAGAUCCUUGGCAGAUACUAUGAGACUGGCUCCAUAAGACCGAGAGCGAUCGGAGGCAGCAAGCCGAGGGUAGCCACUCCAGAGGUGGUGGGGAAGAUAGCGCAGUACAAGAGGGAGUGCCCGUCUAUUUUCGCCUGGGAGAUCCGCGACAGACUGUUGUCGGAGGGGGUCUGCACCAACGACAAUAUACCCAGUGUAAGUGCAGUGAGUGUGUCAUCGAUAAACAGAGUUCUCCGCAACCUGGCUAGCGAGAAGCAACAGAUGGGCGCAGAUGGCAUGUAUGACAAACUGAGAAUGCUCAACGGUCAGACAGGAACUUGGGGGACACGGCCCGGCUGGUACCCCGGAACUUCAGUGCCAGGGCAGCCCAACCAAGAUGGCUGCCAGCCACAGGACGGUGCAGGAGAGAACACCAACUCCAUCAGUUCGAAUGGGGAGGAUUCUGACGAGACGCAGAUGCGACUCCAACUAAAGAGGAAACUACAGAGAAACCGCACGUCGUUCACCCAAGAGCAGAUUGAAGCACUGGAAAAAGAAUUUGAAAGGACUCAUUAUCCUGACGUUUUCGCGAGGGAAAGACUGGCAGCGAAAAUAGAUCUGCCUGAAGCAAGAAUACAGGUGUGGUUCUCAAACAGAAGAGCGAAGUGGAGGCGGGAGGAGAAGCUCCGGAACCAGCGUCGUCAGGCCAGCAACUCCUCCAGUCACAUCCCCAUCAGCAGCAGCUUCAGCACCAGCGUCUACCAGCCCAUGCCUCAGCCCACCACACCGGUGUCCUUCACAUCUGGGUCUAUGUUGGGCAGACCUGACACGGCCCUCACUAACACGUACAGCGCACUGCCUCCCAUGCCCAGCUUCACCAUGGCCAACAACCUGCCUAUGCAACCCAGCCAGACCUAUUCCUGCAUGCUGCCUACCAGUCCGUCUGUGAAUGGGCGGAGCUACGACACAUAUACGCCCCCUCAUAUGCAGGCACAUAUGAACAGCCAAUCAAUGACCACUUCUGGUACCACCUCAACAGGACUCAUCUCUCCUGGAGUGUCUGUCCCUGUCCAAGUCCCAGGCGGCGAGCCUGACAUGUCUCAGUACUGGUCAAGACUACAAUAGAGAGAAGAGCUACUUCUCCCUGUAACUGUUCACCCACCGCCCUCCGCUGGGAGCUCACACACACAUGGAGAGAAGUGGAGGAGAGAGAGACUCUGGGAGUGCCCUAGGACUACAGGGUGUGGUUGUUUCCACUGGGACCGUGUGCUGUUCUGUAGUCUUGGCACACAUGAGGACUGGGGAGAACAACGAUGGGAAGAGAGGGGGAAGAAGAAGACAAAACGUGGACCUCUGUAAAGUGCCCGGUGUUUAACAUUUUCAUGGAACAAAAACUUCAUUUUUUUUCUCACUUUUCAAGUAAUUGUUUCUUUUUUUCUGUCUGUCUCUUGUGUUUGUAUAUGGCCGUGUGUAUGUUAUGAUGAAAAACCCAGAUCAAGUACUGAUAGAUGGACUGCUAGAAAACCAUGUUGGUCUUGUGUUUGUUUUUGAGGUAAAGGAGAACCCAAGAGAUUUCUGCCAUGACUAUUUUUAUAUCUGCUUACAUGGAGACUUUCUACCAGACUUUGCACAGUCUGUGGACUCAUGCGAAACUGUUGCAUAUCACCCGAGAGGAGAGCUGUGGGGAAUAGAACCUAUUUAUUGGUCAUACUCCUUCAAAAUGGCCGUCAGCAGAGGAGGACCUCCAGUCAAUCCACCCACCUCAGCCUUGGGUCUUUGACUCCUGCAAUAUCACACAAACUGUAUAGGCCUGGAUAUUUCACUGUGGUCACAGACAACCACAUUAUCACAGGAAUCGUACAGACAACCACCACUAACAGUUUGCAAGGACAGUGGGAAAUUCAAGACUUGUUCAUGGACUUCUGCUGUGGUGGAUGGAUUGAUUCUAGGUUCAAGACUUGUUCACGGACUUCUGCUGUGGUGGAUGGAUUGAUUAACGGUCCAAGUGAAGAGCUAUAGAUGCAGAGGAGCUGUGGAGAAAAACAGUUGAAUCGCUAAAUGGUAGACUGUGUCUUCGAUAUAAUCCAAUUUGUUCAUGUCAAAUUGUAAGUAUGUCUUCCCUAGAAAUCAAAAGAUUUCUCCAAUAAAAGUACAUUUACAUUUUUAUCCCCCCAAGAAUAUUCUAUAAAUGUUUUCUACACAUUUUCAUGCAUCAUAAAAAUACAUUUCUUUAGGUCAGGUACAAUUAGUCUCUUAGGUAUAGUUGUAUUAUAGUGUCCUAUUGUCAAAUCAUUUUGUGCAACUAGAAAGAUUUAAUUCCUAUAAUUAUGAUUAAACAUGCUUGACAAAGUUUGAAACAUAAGUGUUUGGCAGUUGUUUACAAGUACAUAUCAGAUUUAAUCAUUGUUGAUUGUAAAACAGACCAAAGCCUUUGUAUUUCAUCUAUUACACAAUGCUUUUUGUUGUUGAAGA